AUGACGACACACCACCCGCGCCGGCACCCGAUCAUCCUGAUCACGGGCACGCCCGGGACGGGCAAGACGCUGCACGCAAGCCUGCUUGCGUCGGAGAGCGACGAGCUCGUGCACUUGAACGUCGGCGACAUCGUGAAGCAGCACGGGCUGCACGAGGGGUGGGACGACGAGUGGCAGAGCUAUACGGUCGACGAGGACCGGCUGCUCGACCACCUCGAGGAGAUUGUCAACCCGGCAUCGGGGCCCGCGCCGACGGGCUUCAUCAUCGACCACCAUGACCCAGGGCUGUUUCCCGAGCGCUGGAUCGACCUCGCGGUCGUGCUGACGUGCGACAACCGCGUGUUGUAUGAGCGGUUGGAGGCGCGCAACUACCCCCAGAACAAGAUUACGGAGAAUAUCACGGCCGAGAUCAUGAUGACGUGCGUGAAUGAGACGCGGGAGAACUACGACGAAAACAUUGUCGUCGAGCUGCGCUCGGACGGGUCCGGCGGCGAGAACGAGGUCGAGGACAACGUACACCGCAUCGCGCAGUGGGCGGCCCAGUGGACGCGCGACCGCGAGGCGGGCGUGCACGACGAGUAGAUAGACAUCUCUUCAUAAUCGCAUCGCAUGCCCUCGGCUUCACGCUCGCGCUCGCGCUAGUGCCGCUCCAGCCCGCUUGGAUCGCACGUCAUAGCUGCGCGGCGCUGUCUAGAUACACCAUGUAUUCAUUACCCGCCUGAAUGCUACUCGUCGUACACAUGCACCACAUUAACCGUAGACGCUGCUGUCAGAAUCAUCGCGGGCCGGACUCACAGGCGGAAGACGUCGUUCUGGACGUAGUACGUGCCGUUCUCCGGGAUGAGCUG
This is a messenger RNA of Cutaneotrichosporon oleaginosum, 848 nucleotides long. RefSeq lists its product as uncharacterized. Gene Ontology annotation, molecular function: ATP binding; ATP hydrolysis activity; AMP kinase activity. The record is from RefSeq and is a predicted model, not a curated record. NCBI's taxonomy places the organism in Eukaryota, Fungi, Basidiomycota, Tremellomycetes, Trichosporonales, Trichosporonaceae. Gene Ontology annotation, cellular component: cytoplasm; nucleus.